AAUAAUACAACCUUAGAGCUCAUCAUUUUGUAUAACACUUACAGUCAGCCUUAUCUCCACUCUCAAUCUGUCUCCAUCUCUAUUAUAUGGUACAUGCUUGUAUCCCCUUCAAAAGUAUGUGAACUCUGAAGCCACGACUUGUUUUAUUCAACUUAUUCAUCUGCUCCUAGCUGCCCCAAUCCACAGUGCUUUACCCAUUUUAGAUAUUUAGCAAAUAUUUGUUAAAUUUUACAGAUAUUCAGUUGUUUUCUUUUCUCUGCUCUUGAGCAGUGUGGUGGCAGCAGGCGCAGUCUUUAGAUGCAGAAUGACAGCGAGCUUGUGGACUUGUACAUGUGGUGGAAAGGCUCUGCUAGUAACCGCAUCACUGGUGCCAAGGACCAUGCAUCCAACCAGAUGAACGUGGUGGAGGUGGACAAGGUCACAGGCAGGUUUAACGGCCAGUUUAAAACCUAUGCUAUCUGCGAAGUCAUUCGCAGGGUGGGUGAGUCAGAUGACUCCAUUCUCUGAUUGGCCAAGGCCAGUGGCAUCACCUGAUAAAAAUGUUGACUGGAGAGAAUCAUGGCUAUGGAAUGUUUGUCAU
This is a messenger RNA of Cebus imitator (Panamanian white-faced capuchin), 580 nucleotides long. RefSeq names its product 40S ribosomal protein S21-like. The record is from RefSeq and is a predicted model, not a curated record. NCBI's taxonomy places the organism in Eukaryota, Metazoa, Chordata, Mammalia, Primates, Cebidae. Gene Ontology annotation, cellular component: cytosolic small ribosomal subunit; ribosome. Gene Ontology annotation, molecular function: structural constituent of ribosome. The transcript has a single exon. Bases 298 to 507 code for a protein of 69 amino acids. Gene Ontology annotation, biological process: translation; endonucleolytic cleavage in ITS1 to separate SSU-rRNA from 5.8S rRNA and LSU-rRNA from tricistronic rRNA transcript (SSU-rRNA, 5.8S rRNA, LSU-rRNA); endonucleolytic cleavage to generate mature 3'-end of SSU-rRNA from (SSU-rRNA, 5.8S rRNA, LSU-rRNA).